AAUCGUCACGUCCGGAUCUUUUUCUUUUCUUUUCUUCUUCUGCACGCGUUUGAAAAACAGAGCGCGUUUACAACAUAGACUGUAUGGUUUUCAGUCAGACCUUAAGAUGAUGGGAAGUAGUUUUCUGAGUGCAGACAGAGCUCGCAGUCCUCCGGUGAAAGUGUUGUCCAGCCAGCUGCGUGAAGGGACAGAGCGCCAAACAGCAGGCGGAAGGUCCGAGUAUGUUAUCAGACCACUGGGCCCCGGUGAGCAGCGCUCGUUACCGGUGUCCGUGGUCUGGAUGCAGGGGACUGUGCUGGAAGUGCAGUCCGAUCACAACACCGUGCUCAUUCUGGACGAGACCGGGAACUUUGUCGUCAGCGGCAUUAAUAGCGUGCCGAAGGGAAAACCCUGCCUGAGUGCUGGUAAAUACGUCAUGGUUAUGGGUGUCAUCCAGUCUCACAGUCCAGAGCCGGUGCUGCGUGCUGUGAAGAUGGCAGAUCUUUCUGAAAAUGCUUUGAUUCACAGGAAAAACUGGAUCUACGAAGUAGAAGAUCUCCAGCAGAUUUUGCCUUAAAUCUUUUAUUUGUUUGUGUCAUGAGACUGAUCUGGUUGUUUUUGUUCUGGUGCAGCAUUUAUAAUAUUUGCCAAGCAAACAGAGGGAACAAACAGAAAUUGCAUUACAUGCACACGAUAGGACUUUUGAGUGUGAAAGCAUACACGUAUUCAUUUAUUUAAUCAUUUUCUACAUACAUUUGAUUAAAGAAAGAAGAACUUUUGCACUGUAAUUAUGUAUAAAUGUUACACAGAUGUCUUCACUAGUGUGAAAUAAAGUUAUUUUUAUUUUUAUAUUUUUAAGAUUUAACUUUAAGUUAAAUCACAGUUUACAAUGAAAAGACAAGUACGUUAAGGUAGGCGUGUGUACAAAUACACGUCAGUGUGGCACAGAUAAUGAAUUGACUCUGGCUGAAGAAUGAUAAUAAAUAUAGAGUCGAUGUGUCACACAACUCCUUCACAUGUUCUGCAGCUGGUUCACAUUCUCCUAUAGACUCCUAAAGCACUGCUGCAGUUUGGACAGUGGUGGGUCACAUCUUUCAGACUGUCCACACAGAAGGGAAUCAGGCAGCAGCCGUAGAUACAAC
This is a messenger RNA of Carassius auratus (goldfish), 1121 nucleotides long. RefSeq names its product RecQ mediated genome instability 2 (gene rmi2). The transcript is spliced from 2 exons. The record is from RefSeq and is a predicted model, not a curated record. Gene Ontology annotation, biological process: regulation of sister chromatid segregation; negative regulation of double-strand break repair via homologous recombination; maintenance of rDNA. Gene Ontology annotation, cellular component: nuclear speck; cytosol. Bases 107 to 556 code for a protein of 149 amino acids. NCBI's taxonomy places the organism in Eukaryota, Metazoa, Chordata, Actinopteri, Cypriniformes, Cyprinidae.